AUGCGAGUGGUUGGCGGGAAGCUCGGCGAAGACAACCGUUUAGGUGCCUACGUGCGAAGUGUUGAAAGUGGAGGACCUGCCGAUCUUCAAGGCAACAUACGAGAAGGGGAUCAAAUAUUGACAUGGGAUGGUCAGUCGUUAGUGGACGUGACGUACGAAGAAGCCCAGGAAAUUAUGGACCGGUCUGGUAACAUUGUUCAAAUUGUCAUUUGGCAUCGACCAAUCACGGAAGAGGACACUGUUGGACCGACAGCUGCAGAACGGCGAGAGAAGUUCCAAAAAGCUGAUUCUGCCGAUGUGGAAUUAACGGAGACGAAAGAUAAAGAAUUCGAAAAUUUGGGAAUUAAACGAAAGCGAAGAAUUCUUCCCAAAACUCCGUUAGAAAUCAAGAAAGAUACGACAAGGGUGAUUGUAGGGCGUUUACAGAUGAAAAUCAACUACAUUUCUGAGAAGAUGAAAUUAACGAUAACAAUAAUGAAAGUCGUCGAUCUUGUGCCACCAGACAAGCCUAAACGAAAAAUACCGAGCCCUCUCGCUAUGCUACGAUUACUGCCAUCGAGUUUUCUUUUGUUUCCUUUCUAUUUUUUGCUUUCUUUCUUCUUACUUUCUUUCUUUUUCGUUCUCUUUCUUUCUACCCCUUUCACUUUCAUUCUCUUUUUUACUCACUUUCUAUCUCUCUCGAUGUAUAUAUCUUUCCAUUUCCCUCUUCUAACCAGAAUUAACAUUUUUUACCCUCUCUCUCUUUCUACCACUUAUAUAUAUAAGUGCUCACUUUUCAUCCUUUUCUUUCUCUCUCUUCUUUCUUUCUAUUUGUCUUUCUUUCUCUCUGUCUUUAUUCCUCAUCGGUCUCUAAAAACAACAGCCUUGGAAGUGACAUUAUGGUCAUUCAAUAAAAACGCUGACGACACUUUUAUUGGCGAAGUUUUACUCGACUUGUAUGAAGCUGCGCUGGAUGACCAACCAACCUGGUAUGACUUAGAGGAUCACGAUGAGAACAGCUCUCCAUUGCCGGAUCGAACCAAAAUGUAUCCGGAAAAUUCGCCGAUGAGUUCAACUUCAACUGAAACCUCCAGAACCGGAACACCUUGCAGAGGAUCAUCGCCAAGUCCGUUCAACAGAAGCCCUGCCGGUUCCUUCAGCCAAAGAAGUAUGUCAGUCACACCAACACACGACAAACGAAAACAUUUACUCAGCAAAAAGUCUCCAGGUAAGCAUUCUUUUUCUCCAUCUGUUUCUUUCUCCCCACCCCCACUCUCUCUCUCUCUCUCUUUCUCCCCCACUCUCUCUCUCUUUCUCUCUCUCUCUUUCUCUCUCUCUCUUUCUCUCUCUCUUUCUCUCUUUCUUUCUCUCUCCCCGCACUCUCUCUCCCUCUCUUUCUCUCUCUCUCCCCCCUCUCUUUCUCUCUCUCUCCCCCUCUCUUUCUCUCUCUCUCUUUAUGUCCCUCUCUUUCUCUCUAUAUUAGUUUAUUUCUAA
Messenger RNA from Acanthosepion pharaonis, 1473 nucleotides. The record is from the annotation of a GenBank genome assembly. Lineage: Eukaryota; Metazoa; Mollusca; Cephalopoda; Sepiida; Sepiidae.